Molecule: messenger RNA, 6323 nt
Organism: Danio rerio (zebrafish)
Lineage: Eukaryota; Metazoa; Chordata; Actinopteri; Cypriniformes; Danionidae
Gene: lmo7a
Product: LIM domain 7a
Biological process (GO): regulation of signaling; regulation of cell adhesion
Cellular component (GO): actin cytoskeleton
Molecular function (GO): cysteine-type deubiquitinase activity
Source: RefSeq, marked provisional
GUUAUAUAAGACUUGCUCGCUGAAUUUCGACAAAAUGAUAGUUUUGAUACAGGCAUUCGAGUAAGAAAAACGUUAUACUUGCUACCUUUUAAUUGUAAACGAAGGCAGGUAGACUUAAAAAUAGACUCGACUUUACGCGCGUGUUUGUGGUGGAGACACGUUGACCGGUGAUGGAGUGGCGACCGCAGUCUACUGUGGACUAUGAGACUGUUUACUCAGAAGCACAGAGAUGGAUUGAGGCAGUCACUAAGAAGAAGUUUGGGAACAGUAAUUUCCGUAGUUCUCUGGAGAAUGGACUACUGUUGUGUGAUCUGAUCAACAAGAUCAAACCUGGCAUCAUCAAGAAACUAAACAGAUUUUCCACACCUAUUGCUGGCCUGGACAACAUCAACCUCUUCCUAAAAGCCUGCGCUAAGCUUGGACUAAAAGAAGCACAGCUUUUCCACCCAGGAGACCUGCAAGACUUAUCCACACGUGUGACUGUCAAGCACCAGGAGAGCAGCAGGAGGCUCAAAAAUGUUCUAAUCACCAUAUAUUGGUUGGGCAGAAAGGCACAUGCUGAUCCAUUUUAUAAUGGACCUUACCUAAAACUGAAGGCUUUCGAGGGAUUACUUGGCACCACACUAUAUAAGGCUCUAGAGGAUUGCACAUCACUGCGGGCCAGUGUGCCAAACCGCUCUUAUCCAGAUAGCUGGUACUCAGAGAGAGAAGAGCUCUUCCCGCUGCGGGCCGGACACAGGAGAGAAGACUCUCUAGACAGCCUCAAUUCGCUGGGCUCCAGGACCUAUAGCACAUCCUCAGACGCCACACUCAAAGGCAGCAGCGAGGGUUGUGGCAGUGACCCUGAAGCAGAUCUGAGCUUCACCAUGGCAGACAAUAAGGAGUACCGCCGUUCACAGGUCAUAGCACCUAAGACUACUACUCAGUUCAAUCAGUUUCUCCCAUCACGGGACAAGCAGUCCGGCUAUGUUCCAGCACCAUUACGCAAGAAACGUGCAGAGCGAAAUGAAGACAGCAGAAGAAGCUGGGCAAGCCCUAUGUUCACAGAAGAUGACGGCACUUUCACUAGUCCCAGUCCUGAAAUGGCAGGUUCAGACUCUUCAUCUUUGACCGGGUUGAAAUCUCAGACAGCAGCCCACCAGGCUUCAGUUUAUGAGUAUGAGAGCAGUGAUUCAGAUGCAGAUCGACCGGAUCCUGAUGUGGUUCUAGAUGACCUCGCUAGUCGUAGAUUUCACAGCCCUUCUCCUGUCGCUCCGACCAACUUUGCCUUACCCAUGAGCCCACUGGAGGCAACUGCUGUCCCAUGCACCACCAGACCCCAUGUGCUCAUCAGUAAUGUGCCCCGGCAGACAAUGACCCAUCUCAGCAGUCAGUCACAGUCUCUUCAGAGGACUUACAGGAGGCCAGAAUCUGCCGAUGUCUGCAUUUAUGAUGACUCUGAGGAGGAGGACGAUGAGUUUGGCUAUGCCGAUCCUGUUCAAGAUGACCUUUAUGCCCGUAAAGUAGGCCUGAUGCCUCAACUGUCUGCCUCGGUGCCUUUUGAUAAAUUUCUGCCCAAAUUCUGGACACCUGAGGAGGAUGCGCACAUCAACAAGAUCAAACUGGGUUCCCAGCGUCGGCCUUGGUACAGGAAGAUCCAGGGUUUCAGCCACAAGAAGUCAGGUUCGUCCUCGGAAGAAUCAGACGGUGACGUCAAUCCCUGGCCUUCUGUUCCCACUUUCUCCCGCACUCAGUCUGAACCCCCUCGCUCUCACUCCCAUUCACCCGAAGGCCUUGCCCUGCCAAGCCUCACUUCUACACACAGUUCUCAAACACAACCCCUCACUGUUGCUCAGCAGAUUGUCGGGCUGCCUAAAUUUGAGCCACCUGAUUUUUGGCCCAGUCCAGAUCCCUCCUCUGGCCCCAGACUCAUAAAAUGUGAAAAGCAUCCACUCCUUGGACGAGAACAUCCUAAUGACCCGUACAACGUUUCUGCCGACAUCCUGCCUGAUUUGGAAAAUGAUGAUAUGUUUACACGGCGCACAAAUGCCUUCCACUCGAGCGAUGACCUGGCCAAGCUGAAGUAUGGAAACUUCCUUGUGCCUCGCCGUAGAUCAGAGGCAGAUGUCACGGUGGUAAUUCAGCCUCAUCACGAGGGCGAACCCGUGUAUCCUGACAUUGAAAAAGACGAUGUGGUUUCUAGAAAAGUUCAACAGCAAAUCAGCCAUCGCCCUCUGUCCGGGGCCCCUGAUAACUACCACCCUGUUCCUAUUCCAGAAACAUGGGCUUUACCACCUAAACUGCAGGCCAAGCUGAUGAGUGACCCAACUGAACCCAGACAGAGCAGACCCAAAGCGGAGUUGAAACCGCAUCUGAAAACAGACGAUAUGCUGCUUAGGAAGCUGAGAGCUUUAAAUACCCAAGGAACGGAGGGCAGGAAAGCUGCCGGUGUUUCUUUGUCUUGCAGUGAGGAUGAUAUGCAGAAAUGGCAGGCCAUCAGAGAGGCCAGUCGAGUGCGUUACCGGAAGAGGCUGAUGGUGGAGAGACUUUUCCAGAAAAACUCUGAUAGUGAAGGGAGCAAAUCAGUGAGCGACAUUACAGAAAGUGAGAUGAGCAACUCUACGAUGGAGUUGCGUCUUGAGGAGCUGCAGAAGAUGCGUAACCGUUUGAAGGAGAGUGAGGAUAAGUGGCAAGAUGAUCUUUCAAGGUGGAAGAGUAAGCGCAGGAGUGUCAAUUCUGACAUUGUCAAGAAGAAAGAGGAGCGAGAGCAGAUCGAGCAGAUCACUUCAGUUGGCACCAGGAAAUCAAAAACCUUCAAGGAGAUGCAGGAUGAGAGAGAGAGCAGAGGGCAAAGCAACUUAAGGGACAGCUUUAACUCCAUCGUUGAUGAUGUCUUUGAAGAUCCUGUUCCCCGAAGCAGAACUCUGCCCCCACGUAGCUACACCAUUGACACUCCUUACACAGCCACAGACAAACCCUUUGUACCCUCCAUACCGUCACUCAGAGAAAAGGAACCUGUGGCUGGAACCCUGGCAUCAGAUCAGACAGAUUUAUCCACCAAACCUGCUCGUGCCAGUCCUGAUAUCCCAGAUAAAAUUAAUAAUAGCAAUCAGAUGAGCCAAACAACGACCCAAAGUCUUCUGGACGAUCCCGUUCCUGCUUUUUCCAACAGCAGCACUAGCCUGAUUAAGCCAGCCAGUGCCACCAAGCCCACCAGCAGCACUAAACCCAACAUCUCGGAGUUUAUAAGCAACACUAAGCCAGCUGAAAGCUCCAGUGACGCCAUUAGCUCAUUGUAUAAGCCCAAUUCAAUGGAUACAAAGCCGUCUGGGCUGGAUCAGGUUUCUGCCUCCCUCCCGAAGAUCUACCAGAGAUCAGAUAGUGCAAGACUCACCUCUGUAGUCAUGCCCAGGCCAUUCGGCACACAGUCCAACAGAAUUGCCUCCCUUCCCAGAGCGUUCACGAUGGAUGACUCUGUUAAACGCACAAAUGGAGAGAGCAACAGCCUUAAGAAAACGGCAGUUCAAAACCGCUAUGCUCAGUACAUGACAGAUGAAGACAAGUCCCAGCAAACCCCUGAUCACAGCAGCGAAGAAGAGGAAGUGGAGAGAACCCAAUCUCCUGUCCCUCCGGUCAACAGGGUAUCCCCCUUGCCCAAAUCUACAUCCCCACUCAACCCUCCCAAUGAGGUGGGCUACAAUGAGAUGAGGAUCAGCCUGAACCAGAAGCCCAACAGCAGUCGAGACUUCGGCUUCCAGCAUGACUGGGACUCCACAGGUGUCCGUGUCAAAUCUGUUGCUCCGGGCAGCCCAGCAGAGUUUGGUCAAGUGCAGGCUGGAGAUGAGAUCCUAACAGUGAAUGGACACAGGGUGGCAGACAUGAGCUACAGUGAGUGGAAGAACAGUAUGGAGGAGGCCCUGCAGCAGGGCAGUCUACUUAUGGACAUCCGCAGACAGGGAAAGAACAACUGGGGCAGAGACCUACCUUCCCUUCCAUAUAAAAGCCAUAAGACCAUCAAUCUGACCAGUCUGGAUCCUCUAGGUCCCUCCGAGCCAUAUCACACCACCAGCCUGGACUUCACAUCCCAACAAUCCAAGGACGCCGUUGUGAAAUCUGUCAACGUCAGCUCACAGCCAGCUUAUAAUCAUGGCUCAAAUGGGAUUAAUGGUGCUUUCCGUGAGGAUUCAGAGAGUGUGAAUAAUAAAGAAUCCAUUUCUUUGAAAAACUUAAAAAGGAGAUCAGAGUUUUUUGAACAAGGUGGAUCUGAAACACCGAUUUUAAAUGUUCCAGUGCCCUCCAUCACUGCAUCCACUACACGCUGGUCCUGGGACCCAGAAGAAGAGCGCAAGCGACAGGAGAAGUGGCAGAAAGAGCAGGAUCGUUUGCUGAAGGAGAAGUACAAAAAAGACCAAGAAAAACUUGACGAGGAGUGGAAAAAGGCACAGCAGGAGCUUAACAAGGAGAACUUCAAAAAUGAUGAGGAGCUGAACAGACACUCUCUGUCCACCAUCAGACAACCUACUGUUUCAUGGGAAGAGCAGAAUGCCUCCAAACUGGCCCAAAUAGAAGAAGACAAAAAGAAAAGACAAGAGGAGAUGCAGCGUUUAGAGGAAGAGAGGAGAAAACGAGAGGAAGAGAUGCUGCGUUUACAGGAAGAGAGGAGGAAACAGGAGGAACAACAGCGUCUUGAGGAGGAGAAGAGGAAGAAAGAAGAAGAGGAAAGGAAGAAACAAAUAGAGGAGAAGCAGCGUUUAGAGGAGGAGAGGAGGAGGAGAGAGGAACAACAGCGUCUGGAGGAACUGAGGAGGAAGAGGGAAGAGGAACAGCGCCUCCUUCAGGAGAAAGAGCGGAACAGAAGAGAGGAGGAGAAGAAGAGAUUUCAGGAGCAAGAUAAGGUGGACUCCUUUUGCUAUACCAAUGUUUACCCUGAAUUAUCCUACUCACACAGGUCCAUUUCCAAAUCUACCCCAGAACUUGAUGAAGUUGCAAAAACAGAUAUUAAAGCAAGCGGUGGUCUGAGUGAGGUCAACAGGGACUAUCAGAAAGAGCCUCUAACUCAGUCUGAGCUGGAGAGGCAGCAGAUCCUUCAGGAAAUGAGGAAGAAAACUUCCCUGAACACAGACAACAGCUGGAUUCGCCAGAGCACUUCUAGUGUCCCUGCCAAAGAGCCAAUCGAUCUACCCAUAAGAAGAGGUGAGUCUCUUGACAACCUUGAUGAGCCUCGUUCCUCCUGGAGAUCAUCAUGGAGCACGUCAAACAGCACCUCGUCCAUACCAGACUAUAGCCGGCCACAUUCAGCCCUCUCUGGCUCCACAUUGCAGCCGGCUGGACGUCCAGGCUCUGCCACUAUGCAGGCAUCUCAAUCCAUGAGCUCUCUCAGGCAGUCCACUUCCACACCUGCAAACCCACCAGAGCCUCGAGCUCCACAGAGAAACAGGUCAGUGAGUGGCAGGAAAAUCUGUUCAUUCUGUGAUACACCGCUGGGCAAAGGAGCAGCCAUGAUCAUCGAGUCCCUGGGGCUUUGUUAUCAUUUGACUUGUUUCAAGUGUUCUGACUGCAGGUCUGAUCUGGGAGGCUCACAAGCAGGAGCAGAAGUCAGAAUACGAAACCAGCAGCUCUAUUGUAACGUCUGCUAUAUGCGGCUCAAAACUGGGCAGCCCACAGCCAUGUGAUCUCGCUGUACUGCAGCAGAUCCAGGAGGAACCAAUCACAGACAAGGAACUAUUAACGCUCAAGAUUGAUGAAUACUAGGGGAUUUCACCAGCCUUGAUUAUUCAGCGUGCUUCUGUUCUUCUUCUCUUUUUUUACAGAGAUUCCUAAGGUUGUUUAUUUGAAUUUAAGUAUUAGUAAUUGUUUGUACAAAAAAGAAAUGCAUGUACCUGAAAAUAUGAGCUAUGCAUUUUGAAAUGUACACAGGCUUGUUUUUUGAGCAUUCAUAAUUCAUCCACUGUCUUUUGGAAAUUCUUUUUGAUUUCUGGCUGUUUAAGUGAUGUCUGUACGGCCCAAAAAGUGUUUAUAGGAAUUAUUAGAGAUAUGCUAUUUUAAUUUUUAAUGCUUAUAGUAUAUAGGUUUCUCCUGCAGUUUGUGCUAUAUAAGGGUUUGUUGACUAAAAUAUCCUGUUAUUCCAUUUCAUCUGUGCCUUUUUGUGUUCUGGUGGGGAAAGAUGAUUAAGGAUAAAUCCAUUAAGAAUUUAAGAGUGGCACGGUUAGUAAGCAGCGCUCAUGAGAUAUACAUAUUGCAUUGGUAGCACCUAUUUUAUGCAAUGUCUCUGCAAGGGGGAAGAUGGAUCUAGAACAAAAGCAGCAUAUUUAGUAAUAAUUGUAAAUAAAAUUGCCAAACUAUAA